This is a messenger RNA of Amyelois transitella, 4158 nucleotides long. RefSeq names its product cell adhesion molecule Dscam2. The record is from RefSeq and is a predicted model, not a curated record. Gene Ontology annotation, biological process: cell-cell adhesion. Gene Ontology annotation, molecular function: protein binding. Bases 1 to 4158 code for a protein of 1385 amino acids. The transcript is spliced from 30 exons. Lineage: Eukaryota; Metazoa; Arthropoda; Insecta; Lepidoptera; Pyralidae.
AUGAACAUACAAAGGAAGAAGAGGGAUUUGGAUCCCAGCAACAUAAUGAUAACUUAUCAUUUCACUGAAGAAAUAGUAUCGCCGGGUAAAGAUAUAAGUUUGCAGUGCACAGCGACCGCCGCCCGACCACCAAGAUUCGUGUGGGAAAGAGAUGGAAUCGUUAUCUCUCUCAAUUCCGAUGCAAGAUACACAGUUGGGCAGGUAAUGUCGCCUUCUGGAUCAGGCGUGGUGUCCCAUUUAAACAUAACCAGGAUAAGAGUGGAUGAUGGGGGGCUGUAUUCCUGUGUGGCCGUGGAGGGAGAGUCACGGGUUGGCCAUUCAGCCAGGAUUGAUGUCUAUGGUCCACCAUACAUAAGAAAUUUACCACCGACAAAAGUGCAGAGUGGUGAAUCUCUUAAACUGAGAUGUCCGUAUUAUGGGUAUCCAAUCAGCAAACUAGAAUGGGAGCACAAAGGCAAGAAGAUAAUAAGUUCUUCUCUCCAACACGGCAGAUACAAAAGAACUUACUUCAGUUUAAGGAAACGCAAGAAAAGACAACUAUAUGAUAGCGAAGAUGGUGUUCUCAACAUACCCAGCGUUGUGAAAGAGGAAACCGGCGAUUUAUACACUUGUAUUGUAUACAGCCCUUCGGGUGAAAUGGCUAGGAGAUCAUUUGAAAUCCAAGUAGUAGAAGCGCCUGAGCUUGAUGAGCUACGAGUGGGUUCCGGACUCAAAGAGGGUCAAAUAGUCCAAAUUACCUGCAACAUUAUUAGUGGGGACCCGCCUAUAUACUUCUCAUGGCUCAAAGACGGAAAGAAGAUACCUGCUAGUUUAAAGAUAACAGAGCGAAGUGCCGAACUAUUCAGCGUUUUGAUCAUAAAACGCGUGUCAUUAGAGCAUUGUGGCAAAUACACAUGCAUAGCCACAAACCACGUUGGCAAAGUGAACCAAACCGCAAAUCUAUACAUUAACGUGGCUCCCAAAUGGAUAGAAGAACCCACAAACAUCUCCCUACUUUUAGGGCAGCGUGGAGUAGUAUACUGCAAUGCAAAUGGUUACCCAACUCCACAAAUACAUUGGAUGAAAAGAGAUGCAGCUUUAGGAAUCUGGAGGCCAGUACUCGACUUAGCAGGUGGUGGGGUGAUGAGCUAUCCAAAUGGAACUCUCAUCAUUGAAGUGGUAUCUCUAUCUGAUGAAGGAAUGUACGCGUGCAACGUCGAGAAUGGAGUGGGGGAUCCUCUCAAUAAGAAUUUAUGGAUCAAUAUCAAUAAGCCGGUGCACUUCGAGUCGGUGGGUUCGAACCUGACUACCAAGACGGGAUUGCCGAUCACACUAACAUGUAAGCCAUUGGGGGACAGUCCUAUCAGAGUCAAAUGGACUUUGGCUGGUAAACCUGUCGAUUUUAGUUCUUCAAGGAUAACCGUAUCAGAAAGCACGACACACGGUGGCAUUAAAUCCGUGAUAAGUAUUAGCUACGUUGAGCCAAGAGAUGGCGGUAGCUACGAAUGUAGGGCGAGCAAUCCUUACGGAGUGGCUACCUAUAAUCUACACUUGGAUAUACUUGAGCCACCAACACCACCUUUAGACCUCCAAGUAGACUCCGUGUCAAGUAACACAGUGAAACUAUCGUGGAGAGACACUAUUAGUACCCACGUGCAGUACUAUACCAUGCAGUAUACUACUACGGAUUUCAUGAUGUGGGAUAGCGCUAAGAGUAUUAACAUUACCAGACAAGACAGUGAAUCUAGACAGAGCAUAGAGCUGAGAGAUCUCCAGCCCGCAGUAGACUAUAGAGCGAGAGUAGCCUCCGGUAACCAAGUGGACCUCAGUCCGUACACACAGCCUGUUCAUUUCACGACCCAGCACGAGGCCCCGUCAUCAACCCCCCUGACAGUCCAAGUUCAGGCGACGGACAAUCCUGGGGAGCUGCUGGUGUGGUGGCUUCCUCCACCCAGGGAGACCCACAACGGGCAGCUUCAGGGUUAUCAUGUGAAGGCGGUGCCGAGGAUUAGCGGGGAACCAGGACCAAACGAUACACAAACAAAGAUCGUAAAAGUAUUAUACAGGAAAGGAAAACAAGAAACCACAUUGAGUGGACUUUUGAAAAAUACGAGAUACGCUGUUUCAGUCAACGCUUUCAACUCAGCUGGGAAUGGUCCUUUUUCCUUGCCCGUAUACCAGUCCACAAGAGAAGGGGCGCCGGAGCAUCCGCCGUCGGGCGUAGAAUGUAGAGGCGUGUCAUCGUCAUCGCUGAGAGUGUCGUGGCAGCCAAUCACAGCGCAGGGCACUUCGCUCCUUGGUUAUUCUGUUCUCUAUGGCACUGAAGAUGGAGUUUGGCAGAAUAUAACAUCACCCCAUACAGAAUUAUAUCUACAAGCUUUGCUUAAAUAUACUAACUAUACAAUUAAAGUUGCUGGCUUCUCAAAUUAUGGUCUUGGGCCGUUUUCUUAUCCCAUCGUUUGCACUACUCUUCAAGAUGUGCCCGGAGCUCCGGCGCAGAUCAAAGUGCUGGUUUCUUCAGCAUCCUCUCUUCUGGUCAGUUGGAAAAGACCGGAGCAGCCGAACGGGGAAAUCACUCAUUACACUGUUUAUGUGAAGCCUGUCUCCAGCACGAGCCCACCACAAAGUUACAGAGUGGAGACAUCUCAGGAGUCUCUUCGACAGUUGACUUUUCCACUAUCAGGCCUAUCCACUGGCAAACAGUAUGAAGUAUUCGUUAGGGCUCAUACCACGGCUGGGGAAGGUGCUCCGAGUAAUAGAGUACAUGCUGAGAUGUCUUCUAAAGUGGUAGCAGGAGUGGCAUCUUUAGGUGGUCCUGUCUCGGUAGGAGUUGGUAGUUCCCUACUCCUGGUCUGCCAGUGUGUGGGCUCCCCACCGCCCAGGACCGUGUGGUACCACAAGCACAACAUCAUCACUCAUCAUCCGAGGUUCACGAGGAAUCACGACGAUAGUUUGCUUAUAAACAAUAUCGACCAGUCACUAAGUGGCAACUAUACCUGUUUAGCAAAGAACCUUUAUGGAUCAGACUCGGUCUCGUACGAGGUCUCGGUGCUGCCUACCCCGGAACCUCCUAGUUUACGAGUGACGUCACACAAGAAUUCUUUGCAUUUGCAAUGGGACUUCCCUAGAAGGCUGGCUGGGAAGUCCCAGAAAAUAAAUUACAACUUAACAUGGAAAGAAGCGAACGGUUCUUGGCAAGACGCGUGGACCAAUAAGGGGACGUCAUUGCAAAACAUUCAAGAGUAUACUAUUGAGGGAUUGAAAUGUGGUACCAAGUACUCUUUGAGGAUGACUGCGGCCAACAGCGUUGGGUCUUCGCAACCGACUUAUAUUGAUUGUACUACUUUGGGAGGGGUGCCCAUAUCGCCAUCCAGUACAGAAUGGUUUUGGAGUAACGCUAGCCAUAUAUACAUACAACUAAGCGGAUGGGACGACAAUGGCUGUGAGAUCACACGAUUUGACGUGGAUUAUAGAGAAUUCGGAAGCAAAAUUUGGAAGAAAGCUGAGAAUAGAUUGUCUCAACUUGACCAACAAUGGAACCUUUACGUGCCAUCAUCAAUACUGAACCAACCGAACUCAUUCGUGAUAUCAGACCUGGCACCAGCUCAGUGGUACCAGGUCAGAGUUACAGCUGAAAAUUCAGCUGGAAUCAGCGUUUCUUUGUAUAGUUAUGCUACUACUACGGUACAAGGAGAAUCCAUCGGCCCACCUUCGGAAUUCUUCGACAUCAACAUGCUGGUCAUUAUCUGCAGUUCCAUACUCCUCAUGAUUUGCUCCCUCACCUGCGUCUAUAUUCUUGUGAAGAGACAUAAUCACCACCGUCUAACGGAAUACAGAAACUCACUCACGGCCGAAUGUAAAUCUGAAAGAAGCAAUGCAACGGUGAACACUCCGCAAAGUGUACCUACUGAUAUUGGUAAUAGAGUCUAUAGUACUCCGGUACAUUUGACAGCUGAUACUAAACAUGAACUUUACGAAAUAAGCCCAUACGCCCAAUUCGCUAUAGGCUUCAGAACAUUUGGGCACGUGGAAAACCAAGAAGUGCCGAGUAGGAUGCAUUUGCCAGGCAACAGCAAGUCAAGAUAUGAUAGCGAGACAAGUUUUCAAAUGAGAUCUGAGUCUGAAGAGAGUGACUGUGUGUCACGGACCACAACAUUAAAAAGCGCGCCAAGAAGUUAA